This is a messenger RNA of Charadrius vociferus (killdeer), 942 nucleotides long. It is a transcript of the gene TRH, whose product is annotated as thyrotropin-releasing hormone. The transcript has 2 exons. Gene Ontology annotation, molecular function: thyrotropin-releasing hormone activity. NCBI's taxonomy places the organism in Eukaryota, Metazoa, Chordata, Aves, Charadriiformes, Charadriidae. Bases 1 to 942 code for a protein of 313 amino acids. Gene Ontology annotation, biological process: hormone-mediated signaling pathway. The record is from RefSeq and is a predicted model, not a curated record. Gene Ontology annotation, cellular component: extracellular region.
AUGAGGAAGGACCCUCAUAAGAGACUUCAGCUCCUACAGCAGUGCCCUAUUUCUUUUUCAGUGUCUGGAAACACUGCUACUAUUGCUAGGCUUGUUCGCUCCAUCCUCCUCCCCUGUUGUUCUCUCUCCCAUGGAAGUUGCAGGAACCCUUGUACCACAAUGACAUCUAUCCAGCUGCCACUGCUACUCCUCUGCCUGACCUUGUGCAGUGUUUGCCUCAACGGGGGGCAGCCCCUUCCAGAGGGAAAUGAGAACCUGGGAAGAAGUCCCCUGGAUGACAUCCUGCAGAGGUCUGAAAGCCUCAUUCUUCAGUCUGUCCUCAACAAAGCUGAAAAGGAAGAAGAGAUGAAUAAAGAAUCAAAUGCCCCUCUGCCAGAAUGGCUUUCCAAAAGACAACACCCUGGAAAAAAGUACCUAAAUGACAUGGAGAAGAGACAGCAUCCUGGAAAAAGAUAUGUUGAGGAAGACACAUCUUAUGGAGACAUUCAGAAGAGGCAGCAUCCAGGCAAAAGAGAGAUAGAAGAUGACUUUGACGGCUAUCUGGAGCUGAAAAAGCGACAGCAUCCUGGCAGAAGGUCAUUGUCGGAUCAGUAUGCUGACAUCCCUGGUGCACAGCUAACCUACUUGAAUGAGUUAUCCAAAAGACAGCAUCCAGGCAGAAGGUAUCUGAUGUACAAGCGCCAGCAUCCUAGCAAAAGAGGCUGGAAUGAUGAGGCAGACCUAAACGACCAAUAUGGUGAGAAACGCCAGCAACCUGGAAAAAGGCACUGGAGUUCUGACAGCCCAGAUGAUGCAGGCCCCUGCAACUUUCACGAGUCCUUCACCUGUAACAAAGGCAGCUUGUUGCUUGAGUUAGUAGAAAAUGUUAGCAAAGACAGGGUAGAGGAAAAACGUCAGCACCCAGGAAAGAGAUCAGCAUGGGAGAGUGAAACAGAGCAAUGA